AUGGCGACAGCACCUCCCCAAAAGUCGGAAUGGCUGAUCGUCGUCCACGACCUGCCCGAUACUGCGGAUCGAAGAAGAGAACUCCUCCCUAAACACGGCGAGGACCGCAAGAACGAUCCUGCUGGGUUCUGGGUGUUUGGAGGCGCUCUCCUGGAUGAGCCUGCUUUGGCUGGGAAACCCAUGUCCAUGGCGGGGAGCUGUAUGCUCGCAUACGCAGAGAGCAAGGAGGAGAUUUUGGAACGGCUUAAGCGCGACGUUCUAGUUACUGGGAAAGUCUGGGACUGGGAGAAAUUGCAAGUCUAUCCGUUCUGGAGGCCUGCGAGACCGUCCAUAUAA
Messenger RNA from Fonsecaea monophora, 336 nucleotides. RefSeq lists its product as hypothetical. The coding region runs from base 1 to 336 and encodes 111 amino acids. The transcript has 3 exons. NCBI's taxonomy places the organism in Eukaryota, Fungi, Ascomycota, Eurotiomycetes, Chaetothyriales, Herpotrichiellaceae. The record is from RefSeq and is a predicted model, not a curated record.